Pseudomyrmex gracilis is the source of this 2052-nucleotide messenger RNA. RefSeq names its product electron transfer flavoprotein-ubiquinone oxidoreductase, mitochondrial (gene Etf-QO). Gene Ontology annotation, cellular component: mitochondrial inner membrane. The record is from RefSeq and is a predicted model, not a curated record. Gene Ontology annotation, biological process: electron transport chain. Lineage: Eukaryota; Metazoa; Arthropoda; Insecta; Hymenoptera; Formicidae. Gene Ontology annotation, molecular function: electron-transferring-flavoprotein dehydrogenase activity; iron-sulfur cluster binding. The transcript is spliced from 8 exons. Bases 53 to 1876 code for a protein of 607 amino acids.
CAUGCUGUCACACAAACACUAAUCAGCAGUUGUGUGUUGCCUGUGUGCAAUUAUGGCUUCUGUUGUGUUUGGUGCGUCUGGUACAAAAUUGCAAAAGCUACAGAGAAUUUUUCAAAGAGCUUAUUCAGAUGCCAAAUACCCUCAAAUCACAACUCACUAUACAGUAAUUCCAAGGGAGACAGAUCCACGAUGGAAAGAUAUAAAUAUGGAAAGGUUCGUCGACGAAACCGAUAUUCUUAUUGUGGGAGGUGGUCCAGCUGGAUUAUCCGCAGCUAUUCAAGCUCGUAGAUUGGCAGAGAAACAUGGCAAAGAACUCAGAGUGACUGUUGUUGAAAAGGCAUCUACAAUUGGUGGACAUAUUCUUAGUGGUGCUUGCUUGGAUCCGAUUGCCUUAAAUGAACUGUUUCCAAAUUGGAAGGAACUAGGUGCACCACUAAAUACUCCAGUUACAGAAGACAAAUUUGCAUUUUUGACAAAACAGGAAAGAAUAAAUAUACCUAUCUUUAAAGGAAUGCCAAUGUAUAACCAUGGAAAUUUUAUAGUGAGAUUGGGACACGUUGUGGCCUGGCUGGGCCUACAAGCAGAAGCUGCUGGUGUUGAGAUAUAUCCUGGUUAUGCAGCAGCAGAAGUCCUCUAUCAUGAGGAUGGAUCUGUGAAAGGAGUGGCCACAAAUGAUGUUGGUAUUGCUAAAGAUGGCUCGCCAAAAGAUAUGUUUGAACGAGGCAUGGAACUUCAUGCAAAAUGUACUAUAUUUGCAGAAGGCUGCCACGGACAUUUAACAAAACAGUUAUCAAAGAAAUUAAAUCUUAGAAAAGAUUGUGAGCCCCAAACAUAUGCGAUUGGAUUAAAAGAGGUUUGGGAGAUAGAGCCAAGUAAACAUAGACCUGGAGCAGUUGAACAUACAGUUGGUUGGCCUCUUAAUAGAAAUACCUAUGGAGGUUCAUUUUUAUAUCAUUUGAACGAAGAAACACCUUCGGUUGCUGUAGGGUUUGUUAUUGGAUUAGAUUAUAGCAAUCCAUAUUUAUCUCCGUUCAAAGAAUUUCAGAGAUUUAAACAACAUCCCAGUAUUAGACAAACUUUUGAAGGAGGGAAACGAAUAGCCUAUGGCGCUAGAGCAUUAGUAGAAGGUGGAUUUCAAUGUAUUCCCAAACUGCAAUUUCCUGGAGGUUGCCUUGUUGGAUGCACCGCAGGCUUUUUAAAUGUACCUAAAAUUAAAGGUACUCACAACGCUAUGAAAAGUGGCAUGCUGGCUGCAGAAAGCGUUAUUGAAGCGAUUGUAGAUGCCGAAAAUAACACUUCACCGACAAAAGGUUUAGAACCAAAGUCGUACACAGAUAAAAUAAAAAAUAGCUGGGUUUACAAAGAACUGAAGGCUGUACGAAAUAUAAGGCCCAGUUUUCAUACUUCUCUGGGACUCUAUGGUGGUUUGAUUUAUUCCGGAUUCUCAAUGUUACUGAAAGGCAAAGAACCAUGGACUCUCUCCCACGGAGGUCCCGAUUAUAAGAAACUGAAACUCGCAUCUGAGUCAACACCUAUAGACUACCCCAAACCGGACAAUGAAGUAUCUUUCGAUCUUUUGUCAUCAGUGGCUUUAACUGGUACAAAUCAUGAAGCUGAUCAACCACCCCAUUUAACUUUGACGGACGAUACCGUUCCAGUAAAGAAAAAUUUAGCUGAAUUUGCUGGUCCUGAAGGACGAUUCUGUCCUGCUGGUGUUUACGAAUUCGUGCCACUGGAAAGCGGAGACGGUGAAAGAUUACAAAUCAACGCGCAGAAUUGCAUUCACUGUAAAACAUGUGAUAUUAAAGAUCCGAGUCAAAAUAUUAAUUGGGUCGUGCCCGAGGGUGGCGGCGGACCUGCUUAUGACGGCAUGUAAAGUAGAUCAUCUAAUUCGAAUUGAAAAUGUUCGAAUGUGUAAUAUUAUUCAUCGCUCAAAACUUGUUUACUAUCUGUUUCUUUGCGCAAUGCGUACAUAUACGUAUGCAUAUAUAUAUGUAUAUACAUACAUAUGUAUAUAUACAUAUCUCAUGUAAAACAUUUUCUUACAGCCGC